UGUUAAGCCAUUCUUUCUGCGGAUGGCCUCCGGUAGAUGGCCAUUGACGAACGCCUUCCUCUCGCCGCCCAGUGGAUCUCUGCUCUGCUCAUCGGAUCUUCCAUCCUCGCAGCACUCGUUCUCCCCGCCGCCGACGCACAGAGAUUGGACUACAAAUUCAGACCUCUCGACCCCGUGAGCCAUCCACAACCAGCCACGACACAAAGGAAGACGAUUCAUGGCGCGCACAUGGUCGUGUGUGGUCAGGUCUUGUACAAGGCGACGAUACUGGUUGACCCUUGCAAGGACCAGGUGCUUGCGGGCGGUCGAGGAUUCAGCUGCUGCAAGAGCUCCGGCAUCGCUGUCUGCCAGGACCACCCAGAGGCCGUCGUGGCGGAGGAGGACCUGCACAUCGCAUACUUCCAGAAUGCGCACAUCCCCGUGUGUUUGGGCGAGUUCGAGAGCGACCCCGACUGUGGCAGCUUCAUCGAGAUCCACAAGUACGGCGACUACGCCAUCGAGUCCUCGGUCGAGCUGCGCAACGAAUGGCCCAACGGAUUCGAAUCCAUAUUCAUACCAACCGAGAACCUCUGCGCAGGUACAUAGGUCAGGAAGGUGGGCAUGUGGGACGGAUGCAUCCUUGUGUGUGGACAGAUAGAUAUGUGUCUGCUGUGUGUUGUGUUGUGUUGGAUACAUACAGGUAGCUACGAGUUGUGGUGGGUGGUGCGGACCCCGUCAGGGCCCUACGUGCAGUACACCAAGCCAUUCUGGGUCGUCGACCCUUCGUGCGAUGACCCACGGCUGCCCCCACGGCCUCAAACACAAAGCACAGCCACAGCAGCAACACAACAGCAGCAUCGGGCGGGCAGCUCGGAGGACGGUGGCGGCGAACAGCGAAAGCUGGCGCUUUGAAUCGCUGCUGCUGGUUUGAUGUGGUGUCCGUGUGUGGCUGUCCGCGCGUGUGUAUAGAUCCAGCUGCAUGAUUGAGUGGCCGACGUG
Molecule: messenger RNA, 978 nt
Organism: Vitrella brassicaformis
Lineage: Eukaryota; Vitrellaceae
Source: the annotation of a GenBank genome assembly